This is a messenger RNA of Fukomys damarensis (Damara mole-rat), 960 nucleotides long. RefSeq names its product olfactory receptor 15. Gene Ontology annotation, biological process: G protein-coupled receptor signaling pathway. Gene Ontology annotation, cellular component: membrane. Gene Ontology annotation, molecular function: olfactory receptor activity; G protein-coupled receptor activity. The coding region runs from base 1 to 960 and encodes 319 amino acids. NCBI's taxonomy places the organism in Eukaryota, Metazoa, Chordata, Mammalia, Rodentia, Bathyergidae. The transcript has a single exon. The record is from RefSeq and is a predicted model, not a curated record.
AUGGAAAGUGAAAACGUGAGUUUUCCCAAUGCUUUUAUCCUGCUGGGCUUCUCAGAGUUUCCGUGGCUGGAGAGGCCCCUCUUUGCAGUGGUCCUGAUCUCCUACAUCCUCACCCUGCUGGGGAACAGCUCCAUCAUCCUCCUCUCCCUGGUGGACCCCAGACUCCAGACACCCAUGUACUUCUUCUUGGACAACCUCUCAAUUCUGGACCUCAGUCUCACCUGCACCACUGUGCCCCAACUGCUAGCCAACCUGUGGGGAGCAGACAAGACCAUUGCUACCUGGGGCUGCAUCACACAAGCCUAUAUUUUCAGCUGGACAGGCACCACUGAAUGCAUCCUGCUGGCCGUGAUGGCCAUUGAUCGUUAUGUGGCCAUCUGCCGGCCCCUCCAGUACACUCUCGUCAUGCGUCCCCGGGUCUGCGUGCAGAUGGCAGCCUCCUCCUGGUCCAGUGGCCUGGCCAGUUCUCUUAUUCAAGCCACACUCACCCUCCAGCUCCCCCUCUGUGGGCACCACACCCUGGACCACUUCUUCUGUGAGGUGCCUGUGCUCGUCAAGCUGGCCUGUGGGGACACCUCUGCUAAUGACCUGGCCCUGGCUGUACUAGACAUCUCCUUUGGAAUGAUGCCUGCCCUGCUGGUGGUCAUCUCCUACACCUUCAUUGCUAGGGCUGUGCUGAAGUUACCUUCAGCUGAAGGAAGGCACAAGGCACUCAGCACCUGCAGUUCCCACUUGGUGGUGGUCACCCUGUAUUUUGGACCAGGCAUCUACAUGUACCUCCAGCCACCAGCUGAGAGUUCUCGGGCCAAGUUCCUGUCCUUCUUCUACUGUGUUAUCACCCCAGUGCUCAACCCACUCAUCUACACCCUGAGAAACAAGGACAUGAAGAGAGCAUGGAAGAGGAUCCUGCAGUCCCAGGGUGGGGUGAUGUCUUGGAAAGCCAGGUCUCUGCCUGUCUAA